Molecule: messenger RNA, 718 nt
Organism: Westerdykella ornata
Lineage: Eukaryota; Fungi; Ascomycota; Dothideomycetes; Pleosporales; Sporormiaceae
Exons: 3
Coding region: 108-554 (148 amino acids)
Source: RefSeq, a predicted model, not a curated record
CCCGAGUAAGAGCCAUAUAAACAUGCAAUACCUGCAAAUAGCAUCUUUCAGAUCUCCUGGCAGAAUCAAACUUGACUGAAUUGAAGACCACUCAAAGAACAUCAAUCAUGCCUCGAACGACAUCUCCCCGUCCUCAGCGGCCCACCAUCGAUAACGAGUACAACGUUGUUCUAGAGAAACCAUUCGCUGCCACUUUCCCCUCCAAGCGCAUUGAAAUCAUCGGCGAGCCAAAUAGAGAUGCUCAAAUCAAAGUCACAAAGCGCAGUGGGGAACAUAUGCAGGAUAUGACAGUAUACGAGGGUCACUUGGACAGGGAGGACUCCCGAGAGCUUUACGCGAUGAUGAACGGGCUGCGCGGCUUUCCUGCCAACCCUAACAAGGACGUCUAUGGCUUGGACACUCGACUCUCUUUUACCACUGAUAUGCAAUUCGAUAAUGGAGGAGAAGAGACCACUGGCGAACUUACGGAAGAGCAGAGAUAUACCUUCAGGGAUGUGUGCGAUAGCGUUGAGGCCUUGGGAAGGCUGAGGGCCAGGCGGCCUUCAGCUGUGUAGUUCAGGUAAUUGUGUGUAAACUCUGGGAUUCAUUGAAACCGUCUAUACGAGGGAAAAUGUAUUGUAUCAUCGGGAAUGCGGCUCACUAGACGGGCCUGUCUGACUCACCAAAGUAGUAUUCAGAGAACGCAUUCACGCUGUGUACAGAGGCGGUGGGUUUCCGC